UUCGUUGCCUUCCCUUUUCCCCCUUUUAUGUCACCACUCACAGUUCACAACAACACAACGCGCUUUCAUAUUUUGAACCAUUCUAAAAUCAUUAUCACAUGAAACAAAAACAACACAGGCCUCAUAUCUUCAACAAACCAAAGUACCCGGAACAAAACAAAACAAGACAAAGAAAUAAAGACAAUUCUUUUCUUUCUCUUUUUCCAUUUCCUUUACCGGUUGUUUCUUCUUUUCCUCCAUCACCACCGCCGCCACCACCGGCACCGUCAUCAUCGCCACUACCACCGCUUUUACCUUUACCAUUAUCAUUACCAUCACCUGCAGCCAUGAUGGCAACUCUCCAACCCGACCAGCUCAAGCAGCUUAAAGACAUAUUUAUGCGGUUUGACAUGGAUUCAGAUGGCAGCCUAACACAGCUAGAACUUGCAGCUCUUCUUCGAUCUCUUGGUCUGAAACCAACAGGUGACCAACUCCAAAUUCUGCUAUCAAAUAUGGAUGCGAAUGGCAAUGGUUACGUGGAGUUUGAUGAGUUGGUGCAUGCUAUAUUGCCUGAUAUGAAUGAAGAUGUGUUGAUCAACCAAGAACAAUUGUUAGAGGUAUUCAGAUCAUUUGAUAGGGAUGGUAAUGGAUAUAUAACUGCAGCUGAACUUGCUGGCUCAAUGGCUAAAAUGGGUCAUCCUUUAACGUAUAAAGAGCUCUCGGAAAUGAUGAGAGAGGCUGAUACAAAUGGAGAUGGCGUUAUUAGUCUUAAUGAGUUUGCUAAUAUCAUGGCUAAAUCUGCUUCUGAUUUUCUUGGUAUAUAGCUAACCUUAUUAUAAACUGUUGUUGUUAUUGAUGACAAAUUUGAUUAAUAUGAUGAUCAAGUCCAAGGUCCAUCCUUUCUUUUCAAUUAUAUUGUGUCAAUAACAUUUACUGAUAGAUUUUCAUGGCCAUGAUGAUCUAAACAAUUUUCAACAAUGGUGAUGAUAAUGAUGUUCAGGCGAUGAUAGUUUGGAAUGAUUCUUUCGAUUGACUUUUCUAAUUUCUUUUUCUUUUUCCCUUUAAUUAUGGGUAUGUAUUCUUGAUAGAAUUUGAUUGGAGGAUGAGAGAUGUAUAAUGUGGAAUGGUGAUGACCAUGAAAUGAAAUAGAAAUAUACAUACCUCAACCAGCACUUGAAACUAUAAUUUAUAAUCAACACAACUUGUAAUCUAA
Messenger RNA from Ricinus communis (castor bean), 1192 nucleotides. RefSeq names its product probable calcium-binding protein CML16. The transcript has a single exon. Gene Ontology annotation, molecular function: calcium ion binding; enzyme regulator activity. The record is from RefSeq and is a predicted model, not a curated record. Bases 99 to 803 code for a protein of 234 amino acids. NCBI's taxonomy places the organism in Eukaryota, Viridiplantae, Streptophyta, Magnoliopsida, Malpighiales, Euphorbiaceae.